Messenger RNA from Ambispora gerdemannii, 354 nucleotides. The record is from the annotation of a GenBank genome assembly. Lineage: Eukaryota; Fungi; Glomeromycota; Glomeromycetes; Archaeosporales; Ambisporaceae.
AUGAGGUCGAAAUUCAAGGAUGAACACCCGUUCGAAAAGCGAAAGGCCGAAGCUGAAAGGAUUCGACAAAAAUAUCCAGAUAGAAUUCCUGUCAUUUGUGAGAAAGUUGAAAAGUCGGAUAUUGCUACGAUUGAUAAAAAGAAAUAUCUUGUUCCAGCUGAUUUAACUGUUGGACAAUUUGUCUAUGUUAUUCGGAAGCGUAUCAAGUUGAGUCCAGAGAAGGCAAUUUUCAUCUUUGUCGAUGACGUUCUCCCGCCUACCGCCGCUCUGAUGUCCAGUAUCUACGAAGAGCACAAGGACGAUGAUGGAUUCCUAUACAUAACUUACUCUGGAGAAAAUACUUUUGGAUGCUAA